GGAGAGAGGGUGAGGGGAAAGGCGGCGGGAACAGCGGUGGGCAGAGCUGCGAGGAGGAGCCCCGCCGGCCGGGCUCUGCGGGCGGCCUGCCGGAGUGUGGAGGAAACCCGCGCGGGAGGCCCAGACUCUACAGUUUGGUCAUGUUCUCAGGGUUCUCGAACGGGAGGUCACAAUUUCUGUGGAGAGGCUGCGGCGUCUCCAUUUCGUUGUGGUGCCUUGGGGUUCUGAGCACAGAUUCCAGGGGUCACCCAGUGUCUGAGACAGCGAUCGCCUUACGUUGUGACAGGUUGUGCUUUUAAACUGUGUAGGAUCUCAGUCUUGCAGGAUACCGCCGGAAGAAUGGGCCAGAUGGCCGCAUGAUGUUGAGGAUUAAUUUUUGCUGAAGUAUUUAUUUUAUAUUAAAAGGGUUUUUUUUUUAACAUUCAAUUCUUAGAUUUUAAACAUGUUUAUAAGAGUGUAAGAUAAGAAUGAAGCCAAUGAGUUAGGUUAAAUUAGUUCUGAGUAUUCUGAAUGAAAGCUGAGUUAUGUUUGCAUGUGGUCAGGCUUCCACUCACACUGGAAGGUCUGCAGUCGCCUACCACGGGGAUUUAUCCGACGCUCAGAGGAAGGAAUUAACUCUCUCACUACAGAUCUGUCGAGAGGGUGGAUCUGCCCUCAGCCACUUAACAUACAUAUUCACUCACGAUAAAUGUUGCAACUUAAAUGUGUAAAGCUCACAGUAAUAAAAUAGGAAAUAAGUAUUAGGUGAUUUGGUUCGUGUGAGAUAUUUUUGCUCCAGUGAGUUGACUGGAUACCAUAUGGACAGUACUCUGGGGAUGAGGAUUAACCGAAGUGAAGGUGUUGGAUAUCCUGUGAGGCAUUUGAAAAAGGCUUAGCAACUUGCAUUAUUCUUUAAGAAACAGAAAAUGAAUGAAAAUAAAGAUUUUGAUUCAAAAGAAAGUGAAGAAUAUGAAGAUGACUUUGAAAAGGACCUGGAGUGGUUAAUUAAUGAAAAAGAAAAAAGUGAUGUCAACAUAAUAGAGAUGGCUUGUGAGAAGGAAGAAAAUGUUAUCCAAGAAUUAAAAGAGAAUGAAACAGAAAUAGAACACACUGAACAGGCUUCUGAUUAUGACAAAUCUUUGAAGGUUGAAGCUUCACUAAGAAGAAAUGACUUCAUUUCUGUACCAAGUAGUCAACCUUUAGAUCCAAUAUCAGAUACAGACAGUGAAAACUCUUUCCAAGAAUCCAAAUUAGAAAGUCAGAAAGAUCUGGAGGAGGAAGAGGAUGAGGAAGUAAGGAGAUAUAUAAUGGAGAAAAUUAUACAAGCUAACAAAAUUCUACAGAGUCAACCUGUGAAUGAUAAAAGGGAGAGAAAACUUAAGUUCAAAGACAAAUUAGUUGAUCUGGAAGUUCCCCCACUGGAAGAAACUGAUACUUACAAAAAUUAUUUUGAAAAUGAAAGUAAUAUGUAUGGAAAACUAUCACAGUUAUGUAUUUCCAGUGAACUUGGACAGGAAAAUGUGCUCCUGUCAAUUACUGAUGGAAGCUGUGAAGAAAACAAGGAUAGGAAGAUACUGGUAGAGAGAGAUGGAAAAUUUGAACUUCUGAAUUUACAAGACAUUGAGAGUCAGGGAUUUUUGCCCCCCAUUGAUAAUGUUAUGAAUACAGACAAUGAACCUCAGCAGUUGUCACUCAGAUCCUCCAACUCAUCCGUCAGUGGUGCCAAGAAAGAAGAAUCUCCAGUGGCCAUUCAUGCUGUCACUCACUCAUCAGCAGAAGAGCCAGUAGCUUAUAUCCCUCAGCCACCACCCAACCCCAACACUCGCCCAGGCUCUGUUGCCUACUCAGAUCGCAGUAAAGGGAGUUGGAGAUCUAAUAACAGGACACAGUCCGCAAAUAUAUCUCCAGUGACCUCAACAUACUGUCUUUCCCCUCGACAGAAAGAACUGCAAAAACAGCUGGAACAAAAGCGAGAAAAGCUAAGGAGAGAGGAAGAACAACGGAAAAUAGAAGAAGAGAAAGAAAGGAAAAAAGAGAAUGAUGUGGUAUUUAAAGCAUGGUUGCAAAAGAAAAGAGAGCAGGUUCUAGAAAUGAGGAGAAUUCAACGAGCAAAACAAAUUGAAGACAUGAACAAUAGACAGGAGAACAGAGAUCCACAACAAGCUUUUCGACUGUGGCUUAAAAAAAAACAUGAAGAGCAGAUGAAAGAAAGAAAGACAGAAGAGCUGAGAAAGCAAGAGGAAUGCUUAUUCUUUCUUAAAGGAACAGAAGGCCGUGAGAAGGCCUUUAAACAAUGGCUAAGAAGGAAACGGAUAGAAAAAAUAGCAGAGCAACAAGCAGUCAAAGAAAGAACUAGACAGCUCCGCCUGGAAGCAAAGCGUUCUAGACAAUUACAGAACCACCUGUAUAGUAUGUCAGAAGCCAAAUCUUUUCGUUUUACUGAUCAUUACAACUGAAGGUAUCUAUGAAACAGUUCAUAUGGCAGCUGCUAUCAUCAGGAUUUUGUAUAUCAUUUCUUAUGGCCUAAGUGUUUUGGUCAUAUUCUAAAUUAUGGAAAUGGUAUUUAUCUUUUGGUGUUGACAGUGAAUUUAUGGCUUUUAAGAAACUCUGGAACAAAAAAUAAACUUGUCUUACAGUG
This is a messenger RNA of Lepus europaeus (European hare), 2617 nucleotides long. RefSeq names its product coiled-coil domain containing 181 (gene CCDC181). NCBI's taxonomy places the organism in Eukaryota, Metazoa, Chordata, Mammalia, Lagomorpha, Leporidae. The record is from RefSeq and is a predicted model, not a curated record. Gene Ontology annotation, molecular function: microtubule binding. The transcript is spliced from 6 exons. Bases 906 to 2435 code for a protein of 509 amino acids.